Osmia bicornis bicornis is the source of this 598-nucleotide messenger RNA. RefSeq lists its product as uncharacterized. Lineage: Eukaryota; Metazoa; Arthropoda; Insecta; Hymenoptera; Megachilidae. Gene Ontology annotation, biological process: sensory perception of smell. The record is from RefSeq and is a predicted model, not a curated record. Gene Ontology annotation, molecular function: odorant binding. The transcript has 5 exons. The coding region runs from base 71 to 484 and encodes 137 amino acids.
AUAUGUUUUCCAGGCGUCGACAGGCGUCAGUCAGUUCGAGGUUUUACAUUGUUUCGAAAGGAUAAUCAAUAUGAAGUACUUGUUGGUGAUCAGUUGCCUCCUUUUUGUCACGGAUGUGAUUCGUGCCAAUGAGGAUAUAAUAAAAGUUCUAGAGGAAUUCGUUAAACCUUGUGCCCAAGAAAACAAAAUUAUGCCAGAGGAACUGUCAAAGUUUGACGACAACGAAUUGGAAGGCGAAGAUAGAACUAGAUUUGGUUGCAUGAAGGCUUGCAUGAUGAAACAGACAGGAGUUGUGGUCGACAAUGAAAUUCAAGAAGACAAAUUCCGAGAAAUCAUGACGAAGAUAAAUGGCGAGGAUCCGGACAAAAUAACCGCACACGUGGAGGUAGCGAAAGCAUGUUUCGAGGAAGUGAAAGAAAAUACUGACGAAUGCGAGCUCGCGUACACAUUUGUACGCUGUAUAGACCUGAAAACCCCUGCCUGAUCGAGGAAUCCAUUAUUCAAAUUACAAGGAAGAAUACUUUUAAAUAAAUAUUAAUUAUUGUACGACUGUAAAGAUUCAUAAAAGUAGCGAUUAAAUGAAAAUUUGACGUUCAAA